Molecule: messenger RNA, 1466 nt
Organism: Impatiens glandulifera
Lineage: Eukaryota; Viridiplantae; Streptophyta; Magnoliopsida; Ericales; Balsaminaceae
Product: B-box zinc finger protein 22-like
Exons: 3
Coding region: 191-1090 (299 amino acids)
Biological process (GO): regulation of DNA-templated transcription; photomorphogenesis
Cellular component (GO): nucleus
Molecular function (GO): zinc ion binding
Source: RefSeq, a predicted model, not a curated record
UAGUACUACUGCUCAAAGACCGAUACGUGUAGUUUUCCAUACGGGACACCAAAACAAAAUAUCGGAGGAUGCAACAGUCUGUCUAUCUAUGUGUAAUGAAUGAAUCCGUUUCCGAUCAUCGAUCCAUCAUCGAUCAUCAACGCCUUAUUAUUUAAUUACAUCUCCAAAACCUACUUUCUCCCAAUCAGCCAUGAAAAUUCAGUGCAACGUAUGCGAGGUAGCUGAAGCCAACGUCCUUUGCUGUGCGGACGAGGCCGCGCUCUGCUGGUCCUGCGACGUCAAAGUUCACGCCGCUAAUAAGCUCGCCAGUAAGCAUCAGAGAGUACCUCUCUCCGAUUCUUCUUCACCUAUGCCCAAAUGCGACAUCUGUCAGGAUACUAUAGGAUAUUUCUUUUGUCUUGAGGAUCGAGCAUUACUCUGCAGAAAAUGUGAUGUCGCAAUACACACUGUAAAUAACUAUGUGUCAUCUCAUCAGAGGUUUCUGCUGACAGGAGUGAAAGUAGGCCUUGAUGAAGUUGGUGCUUCUACCUCUACAGGGAGAUCACCCGCCAAUGAAAACCUUUUGGAAACAAGAUCUCAUCUAGUUUCUAAAGAAAUCAAACAAACCUCCUUAAAUGCUCAAUCCAACAGGGCUUCCUCUUGUCAAGUUGAUACUGGUGACUGUUCUACACUAAAUAUAUUUCCCUCGGGUGGAGGAUGUGCAGCUGGUUCUCCUCAGUGGCAAAUGGAUGAUGAAUAUCUUGGACUUACUGGAUUCAAUCAAAAUUACGGAUUUAUGGAUUAUAAUGGCACAUCCAAGGCUGACAGUGGUAAAUUGAGCGACUCUGAUUGCUCCUCAAUGUUGAGAUCUUCAGAGGAGGGAAUAGAUGGAGAUGAGUGCAUUGGUCAGGUUCCUGAUUCUUCAUGGAUGGUGCCUGAGAUGCCUUCUCCACCUACAGCAUCUGGCCUCAACUGGCCAAAGAUGUAUCACAAUCACAAUCAGCUGACCAUGGAUGCUGCAGCCGCUUUUGUCCCUGAUGUAGGCUUCAUGCCCCUUCGCAAGACAAGUCAUAAUUCUAAAGGUGGCCCAAAACGGAGAAGACAGUUCUAGUAAGUAACUCUUAUCUUCCAAUGCUCCCUCCCCCACUUCCAUUUACAUUUGGAGUGCUUUAGAAAGUGAAAUGGUUUAGAUAUUUAGGUUUGAUGCACCACUACAGUUUGUUUGUUUGUUUAAAUUGUAUCAAUAGUUUUCGGAGUGAAGAUGAUAUUUUUUUUUUUAUUGAUUGGUAUAUCUGUUGCUUGGCAUCUGAUGCAAUUGUUCAGUAUAUUUGUUAUUUUGUGGUAAAAAAAUGUUUGUAAGUGGGGGUUCUGCUGCAGGCAGUAAUUUCUUGUAAAUACAACCAUGAAAAUAACCCACUGAAUUUUAUCCUUACCUGUAAAAGAGAUAAGUAUUAGCUUUGUAAUUUUCAAGCAAUUUGUUACUAAAG